Messenger RNA from Nycticebus coucang (slow loris), 2404 nucleotides. RefSeq names its product solute carrier family 26 member 1 (gene SLC26A1). Gene Ontology annotation, molecular function: sulfate transmembrane transporter activity; oxalate transmembrane transporter activity; chloride transmembrane transporter activity. Bases 2 to 2107 code for a protein of 701 amino acids. Gene Ontology annotation, biological process: transmembrane transport. Gene Ontology annotation, cellular component: membrane. The record is from RefSeq and is a predicted model, not a curated record. Lineage: Eukaryota; Metazoa; Chordata; Mammalia; Primates; Lorisidae. The transcript is spliced from 2 exons.
AAUGGAUGUGACCCCUGAGCCUCCGCAGCACAGCAGGGGGCUGAUGCUAGUUCAAAGGCAGCCACCAGUGUCCCAGGGUCUGUGCAGGACCCUGAAGGCCAGGCUGCUGCAGAGGUGCAUGUGCAGCCUGCCCCGAGCUCAAGCACUGCUGCAGGACCUGAUCCCUGCCACACGCUGGCUGCGCCAGUACCGCCCACGGGAGUACCUGGCAGGUGACGUCAUGUCGGGGCUGGUCAUCGGUAUCAUCCUGGUGCCACAGGCCAUUGCCUACUCGCUGCUGGCCGGGCUGCAGCCCAUCUACAGUCUCUACACAUCCUUCUUUGCCAACAUCAUCUACUUUCUCAUGGGCACUUCACACCACGUCUCUGUCGGCAUCUUCAGUCUGCUCUGCCUAAUGGUGGGGCAGGUGGUUGACCGAGAACUCCAAUUGGCUGGCUUCGACUCCUCCCAGGACAGCCUGGGGCCUAGGACCAAUGGCAGUAUCCUCAACGACUCAGCUAGCACCCUGGUCCUCAGGCCACCUGACUGUGGGCGGGACUGCUACGCCAUCCGCAUCGCCACCGCCCUCACACUUGUGGCUGGGGUUUACCAGGUCUUCAUGGGCAUCCUCCAGCUGGGCUUCGUAUCCACCUACCUCUCACAGCCCCUGCUUGACGGCUUUGCCAUGGGGGCCUCUGUGACCAUCCUGACCUCACAGCUCAGGCACCUCCUGGGUGUGAGGAUGCCUCGGCACCAGGGGCCAGGCAUGGUGGUCAGCACGUGGCUAAGCCUGCUGCACAACGCCAGCCAAGCCAACUUGUGCGAUGUGGUCACCAGCACUGUGUGCCUGGCAGUGCUGCUGGCCGCUAAGGAGCUUUCAGACCGUUGCCGACACCGCCUGAGGGUACCAUUGCCUACAGAGCUGCUGGUCAUUGUGGUGGCCACGACUGUGUCCCACUUUGGGCAGCUCCAUGAGCGCUUUGGCUCAAGUGUGGCUGGCGAUAUCCCCACUGGCUUUGUGGCCCCGCGGGUGCCAGACCCCCAGCUGAUGCAGCGUGUGGCCUUGGAUGCUGUGGCCCUGGCCCUUGUGGGCUCAGCCUUUUCAAUCUCACUGGCAGAGAUGUUUGCCCAUAGUCACGGCUACUCUGUCCGUGCUAACCAGGAACUGCUGGCCGUGGGCUGCUGCAACAUACUGCCUGCCUUCUUUCACUGCUUUGCUACCAGUGCUGCCCUUGCCAAGAGCCUAGUAAAGACCUCCACUGGCUGCCAUACGCAGCUGUCCAGCGUGGUCAGUGCUGCCGUGGUCCUACUAGUGCUGCUGGCACUGGCCCCACUGUUCCGGGACCUGCAGCGCAGUGUGCUAGCCUGUGUGAUCGUUGUCAGCCUGCGCGGGGCCCUAAGAAAGGUGAGGGAGCUCCCUCAGCUAUGGCGGCUAAGCCCAGCUGAUGCAGUGGUCUGGGUAGGCACCGCAGCCACUUCCAUGCUGGUCAGCACUGAGGCCGGGCUACUGGCUGGUGUGAUCCUUUCACUGCUCAGCCUGGCAGGCCGGACACAGCGCCCACACGCAGCCUUACUUGCCCGCAUUGGGGACUCGGACUUCUAUGAGGACACCACAGAAUUUGAGGGCCUCAUCCCUGAGCCUGGAGUCCAGGUGUUCCGCUUCGCAGGGCCACUCCACUAUGCCAACAAGGACUUCUUCCUACAGUCCCUCUACGGCCUGACGGGGCUGGAUGCAGGGCGCUUGGCGGCCAGAGGGAAGGAACCGGGCUCAGAGGCAGAGGCCAGUGAGAGAGAUCCUGUCGAUAGCAAAGACCCUGGCCCCACGAGUAACAGGGCUGCACUGGUGCCCACGGCAGCUGGCUUCCACACGGUGGUCAUCGACUGUGCCCCACUGCUGUUUUUGGACGUGACUGGCAUGGCCACACUGCAGGGUCUGCGCCAAGAUUACAUGGCCCUGGGCAUUAGCCUGCUCCUGGCCUGCUGCAGCCCCCCGGUGAGGGAUGCUCUGAGGAGAAGUGGCUUCCUCACAGAGGAUGAGGAGGAACAGCUGUUCCACACUGUGCACAGCGCCGUGCUAGCUGCUCAUGCCCGCCAUGGGGAGCUGGCGACUGCCGACUCUACUCUCUAACAGGCAGGGCCUGCUCGCAACUCUCCCGAGCCUGUGACACAGGUCUGCAGCCGGCACUGAGAUCCUUUGGGGGAGCAAUGCCCAGCUACAGUUGUCACCACCUCCACCCUGGGGCCCCAGAGCAUCAGUUGGGGAGAGGGAAGGGGCACUCUGACCAUAUAUGAGGACCCCAGAGACUCAGUAAUCAAGAGCCUUCACCUUCAAGGCAAGUGCUGCCUUCCAAUGCGGGCCCAGCCCUGACGUCAGGCACCCACACAAUCCCUUGGCCUAAGUGCAGAAGUGCUGCACCCAACCUGA